This is a messenger RNA of Limanda limanda (common dab), 1862 nucleotides long. RefSeq names its product homeobox B6a (gene hoxb6a). The record is from RefSeq and is a predicted model, not a curated record. The transcript is spliced from 2 exons. Bases 199 to 1029 code for a protein of 276 amino acids. Gene Ontology annotation, molecular function: RNA polymerase II cis-regulatory region sequence-specific DNA binding; DNA-binding transcription factor activity, RNA polymerase II-specific. NCBI's taxonomy places the organism in Eukaryota, Metazoa, Chordata, Actinopteri, Pleuronectiformes, Pleuronectidae. Gene Ontology annotation, biological process: regulation of transcription by RNA polymerase II; anterior/posterior pattern specification. Gene Ontology annotation, cellular component: nucleus.
GCCGGAGGAAGGGAGGGAGAACCGUUAGCCUUUAGCAGUUAGCCUACUCCUCCUUCUUCUGCUCCUUCAGCGCGUCAACCUUGUUGUUGUGUUUGUUUCGUCGCCUCCCGUCCUCCCCUCUCCUCUUCGUCUCCUCUUCUUCUCCUCUUCUCCUCUUUUUCUCCUCCUUUCUCUCGUCUCUCCUGCACUUUUCUCCCGAUGAGCUCCUAUUUUGUCAACUCCUCUUUCCCGGUGACGCUCCCGGGGACGGGUGGAGGCGCCCAGUCGGCGGAGUCGUUCCUCGGUCAGAUCCCGCUCUACUCGUCGGGCUACGCCGCGGACCACCCGCUGCGACACUACCCGGGCGCCGCGGCCGUCACCGCAGCCGCGGCGGUGGCUUACGGCGCCAGCGGCGGCGUGCACCAGGAGAAAGCCUACCCGGCGUCCAGCUACUACCAGCAGGCGGCCGGCGGAGUGUAUGGCGGGCACCGGGCGGCGGCGGUGGGGGGUGCGACCGGAGCCGGUGGCUGCGACUACGCCACGGCGGCUGCGGCGGCUGCGGCGGCGGCCACCAGCUUCUACCGGGACAAGGAGCACCAGUGCAGCCUGGAGGAGCACCAGCUCGCCCUCAGCCAGGAGGGCAUGCACCGGAAGGCGGAGUGCCACGGUCUGGGGGGGAAGGGGCUGUUCGGGGACACGAUGGACGACAAGCACGCGGCGUCAACCCCGAUUUACCCGUGGAUGCAGCGGAUGAACGCGUGCAACGGGACCUUCGGCAGCCCGGGCAGGCGCGGCCGGCAGACCUACACCCGCUACCAGACCCUGGAGCUGGAGAAGGAGUUCCACUACAACCGGUACCUGACGCGGCGGCGGCGCAUUGAGAUCGCGCACGCGCUCUGCCUGACGGAGCGGCAGAUCAAGAUCUGGUUCCAGAACCGGAGGAUGAAGUGGAAGAAGGAGAACAAGCUGAUCAACUCCUCGUCUUCCUCCUCCUCGUCCUCUUCCUCCACGGUGAACGGUGCCGAGGAAGAGGAGAAACGGACGGAAUGAAAGAAGGGAAAAUUAAAAAGAAAUAAACUGAUGUGAGAAACAUAAAAGAAGAGGAAGAGGAGAAUGGAUGCGAAGACAUGCCUGUUCAGUCCUCCCCAUCUCAAACUGCGUCCAGAGGUGACUGGUGUGAAAACUUUGGGGCUAAAAAAGUAUAUAUAACAUUUUCUUUUUUUUACCUGAGGAGGGAUGAGGGGAGAACGGGGGAGAAAUAGAAGUCCCUCUAAUGUCGCCGGUCACUUAACAAUUUCAUCCAACUGCUUCUUUGGACUGUGUCCGCCUCUCUGUCUCAAACUGGGAAAUAAUUUGGAGGGAGAAGGAACCGCCAGACUGUGGAAAGAAAGGAAAGCAAGAAAAAAGAGAAAUAGCGAUGUGAAAAGGGAGAAAGAGGGUGAAGUGUGGCAUUGUGUAUUUAAAAAAUACAACAAUGUACCCCGCAACCUAACGGGGACGAGCUGCUCGGAGACACAAAAAUUCCUUGUUGCAUUCCAAGAAAACCACCUAACUUAGUUUUUACUUUAUUUUAUUUGAUGUCAAAUGUACUUCUUAUCUGUCAGGCACUUGCUGUGAAGCUUUAGGACACCCCCCCUCCCCCCGGAAACCAAACGAUCUUAUUUUGUAAACGUGUCGUGUGUGUAAUAUACCUUCGAACAAGCCCAUACACACAGCGCGGGUCACCUGAGGAGUGUGUGUUUGUCAUACGGUGUUCAUAUUUAAACUGUAUAGAAAUAAGCAACGGAGAACCCACCCUGUAUACGUUGAAAAUGAUGUAAUUUUUUGGGUGGGGGUAAUUUAACCUUUCCAGCUGUUUGACUUUUUCCAGUAUUUGCGCUAUA